Ipomoea triloba (trilobed morning glory) is the source of this 2165-nucleotide messenger RNA. Its product is annotated as molybdenum cofactor sulfurase-like. Bases 72 to 1997 code for a protein of 641 amino acids. NCBI's taxonomy places the organism in Eukaryota, Viridiplantae, Streptophyta, Magnoliopsida, Solanales, Convolvulaceae. The transcript has a single exon. The record is from RefSeq and is a predicted model, not a curated record.
AGCUUUGUGUGCAUACAUAAAGGCAAGAAGAAGAUCACAUACCGUACCAUUAAGAGGGAAGUGAGUCCAGAAUGCCUGCAGAUACCUUGUUCAGAGAUGAUGAUGGUGACCAAGCGUGCUUUCAAGGUUGUUGUUCAAACCCUCUUCUUAGAGUGCAGGAAUCACCAAUCCAGAAAGAUGAUUCCAAGCCCAGGAACACAUCUGCUGCUUGCCGACACAGCUUUGCAGACACAACUAGCUCCUUCUUCUUCCCCAAUACUCAGUUCACCAACCAUGAGUCUCUUCCUUCUUUGCGAGAAUCAUUUGCUCAAUUCAUCAAAGCCUAUCCUCAGUAUUCUGAGACUCGAACGAUUGACAACAUCCGAGCUCAAGAGUACUACAAUCUCACACUCUCUAAACAUGUUUGCCUUGAUUACAUUGGCAUUGGUCUCUUUUCCUAUGCACAGGUUCAAUCGCAGCUCUCUGCAAUUGUCCCAUUUGCUUCCUCUUCCUCUUCUUCUCCAUCACCUCAGUUUUCAGAUUUCCCAUUCUUCGACGUUUCUUUCAAGUCUGUGAAUCUGAAGUCUGAGUUGUUGCAAAGUAGUCAGGGAUCAGAAUUUGAAUCUGGAAUCAAGAAAAGGAUCUUGGAUUUUCUCAACAUCUCUCAGCAAGAAUACUCUAUGAUUUUUACUGCUAACAAAUCAUCUGCUUUCAAACUUGUUGCAGAAUCUUACCCUUUCCAAUCCAAUCGCAAGCUUUUGACAGUGUACGACCAUGACAGUGAAGCACUGCAGACCAUGGUAAACACAGCAGAGAAGCGAAGAGCCCAUGUCUCAUCAGCUGAAUUCAAAUGGCCACGACUAAGAGUUCAUGCUGAAAACAUGAGAAAAAUGAUAGUGAGUAAGAAGAAGAAGAGAGGCAGAGGACUGUUUGUGUUCCCACUUCAGUCAAGAGUGACAGGUAGCAAUUACUCGUACCAGUGGAUGAGUUUGGCACAGGAAAAUGGUUGGCAUGUCCUGCUUGAUGCUUGUGCAUUGGGACCAAAGGAUAUGGACAGCUUUGGCCUCUCUCUCUUUCAUCCUGACUUCCUUGUUUGCUCAUUCUACAAGGUUUUUGGGGACAACCCCACAGGGUUUGGCUGCCUAAUUGCCAAGAAGUCUGCUGUAUCAAUUUUAGAAGACUCAAAAACUGCAGGCAUAGUAACCCUUGAGCCACAAGCACAGCUAUUCCGUUCACCAGAUUCUUCAGGUACAGACACAGAACUUGAACAGAUGCCCAACAUUUGGAUGAAGGCAGAUAAUUUGAAUGGAAAAUCCAUAGAAACCGAGACGUCAAGGUCAAAAGGAAAAGAAUUUUCUCCAAAUGUGACAACUUCAGAAACCUCAGGAAAAGAAGAAUCAGCAGAAACCAUUCCUGCACUCAGCAAGAAUCUUAAACUGAGAGAUGAUCAACACGCUGCAUUUGAAUGCAAGUGCUUGGAUCAAGUGGAUUCAUUAGGGCUGAUGCUAGUCAACAACAGACGAAGAUAUCUCGUUAAUUGGCUGAUCACUGCACUCAUGAAGCUUCAGCAUCCAAAUAGGCUGGACAGCUUCCCUCUGGUCAGAAUCUAUGGACCAAAAAUUAAAUUUGACAGGGGACCUGCUCUGGCAUUCAAUGUGUAUGACUGGAAAGGAGAAAAGGUAGACCCUACUUUCAUACAAAAACUAGCUGAUAGGAAUCAUAUUUCCCUCAGCCAAGGUUUCCUACAAAACAUAUGGUUCCCAGACAAGUAUGAAGAAGAGAGGGACAGAGUUCUAGAAAAACGGAAAGAUGAAGGGAAAGAAGCAGAGAGGAACAAGAGUAGUAAGAAGGCUAAGCAGGGAAUAGCAGUGGUUACAGUUGCCCUAAGUUUUUUGGUCAACUUUGAGGACACAUACAAGUUUUGGGCAUUUAUAGCUCGAUUUCUGGAUGCAGACUUUGUGGAGAAGGAGAGAUGGAGGUACACAGCUCUGAAUCAGAAGAAAGUUGAAGUGUUAUAGUUUUGCAUUGUUUUUUCCCCUUCUAAAUUCUAAAUCAGAAGAGCUCAUAGAGGUACUGAAGGCUCUGUAUCAAAUUCUUAUUUUGCCACUCAUCAUUUUGUCUUUGACUGAAUAGAUUCUUAGCAUAUGCUGUCAAAAACUUGAGUUUGAUGCACGCACGUUAUACAA